This is a messenger RNA of Bipolaris oryzae ATCC 44560, 6468 nucleotides long. RefSeq lists its product as uncharacterized. The coding region runs from base 1 to 6468 and encodes 2155 amino acids. The transcript has 4 exons. Gene Ontology annotation, biological process: secondary metabolite biosynthetic process; fatty acid biosynthetic process. The record is from RefSeq and is a predicted model, not a curated record. Lineage: Eukaryota; Fungi; Ascomycota; Dothideomycetes; Pleosporales; Pleosporaceae. Gene Ontology annotation, molecular function: oxidoreductase activity; fatty acid synthase activity; phosphopantetheine binding.
AUGGUCAUUGGUCCUGAUUUCUCUAAGACGGCAUACUUUGAAUGCCAUGGAACUGGCACAAGUGUCGGCGACCCUAUCGAAACCGGAGCAGUUGCCAGGGUGUUCGGAGAGAAGGGUAUUCACAUCACUUCCGUGAAGCCCAAUGUCGGUCACACCGAGGGUGCCUCUGGCCUCGUCUCGUUGAUCAAGGCUGUCAUGUCCCUGGAGAACCGUACAAUCCCACCAAACAUCAAGUUCAAUAUUCCGAACCCGAAGAUUCCUUUCAAGGAAGCCAAACUCACUGUUCCUGUUGAACCGACACCCUUCCCCGAGGAUCGCUGUGAGCGUGUCAGUGUGAACAGUUUCGGUCUUGGUGGGUCGAACGCGCAUGUUAUUGUCGACUCGGCAAGGAGCUUCAAUAUUCCCAAGCGGGCGGUCCGAGACGCAGACCUGGAUUCAGAGGCCAAGCUGCUUCUGUUCUCAACAGGUUCUGGUCCUUCAUUGAAAUCGACUAUCACACGCUACGAAGAGUGGGUCCAGGAACACGCCGAUGAACCCGAAAAGAUUAACGACCUUGCCUACACUCUCGCCAACAGGCGUGAGCAUCUCCCUCAUCGGGACUUCAAGGUCGUGGGUGCUAAUGACGCUCCGGCUUCCCAGGGCAGAAAGAUCCCUGGUCAGCCCGUGAACCUCGUCAUGGUAUUCACAGGUCAGGGAGCACAAUGGCCUCGCAUGGGUCGUGAGCUACUGUUGCGCGAUGAUUCAGUUUUCCAAAAGACUAUUAGGGCGCUGGACAAGCAUCUUCGAUCUAUCUCUCAGCCUCCGGAAUGGACGAUCGAAAAAGAGCUCUUGAAGUCAGCCAAGAUUUCGCAAGUUCAGAAGGCAGAGCUCUCGCAGCCACUAUGUACUGCCGUUCAGAUUGGUUUGGUUGAUCUCUUGGCAAGCGUCGGUGUCGAGCCCGCGGCAGUAGUCGGCCACAGCAGCGGUGAACUCGCUGGUGCGUACGCUGCUGGGGCGCUUACAGCAAAGGAAGCCAUCAUUGGAGCCUACCAACGUGGACAGGCUGCCAAGCUCCAGAAGAGAAAGGGUGCCAUGGCAGCUGUGGGUCUCGGCUGGGAUGAAGUCAAGCCGUAUCUGAACGCACCCCAUGUUGUCGUUGCGUGCGAGAACUCCCCUCAGAGUGUCACCCUCUCGGGUGAUGCCGAAGCGGUACAAGACACUGUCAACCGUAUCAAAGAAGCACACCCCGACAUCACAGCUCGACUUCUCAAGGUAGAAAAGGCAUACCACUCAUACCACAUGCGUGAGAUCGGAGCCGAGUAUCAUGCCAUGAUUGAGGAGCACCUCGAAGGCAAGCAAGCCACCAAGCCCUUCUUCUCUAGUGUUACUGGUACAGGAGAGCCAGAGCAACGCAAGUUGGAUGCCAAAUAUUGGCAGCAGAACCUUGAGUCGCCUGUGCUCUUCAGCCCUGCUGUAGCAGGUCUGCUGAAGCACGUCAAGAAUCCAGCCUUCCUUGAAGUCGGUCCACAUGGAGCUCUAGCCGGUCCCGCACGACAGAUCUUCGCUAAAGCAUCUGCUUCUCCGUCAUACCUUUCGGUAAUGACUCGUAACGAGGAUUGCGUGCAAUCAUACUUGACCGCUGUCGGCAAGCUCUUUGAGCUAAAUGUCCCGAUCAACUAUGAGGCCAUUGCCCCUGCCGGAGAAACGCUUCCAGAUCUUCCCCGUUACCCCUGGCACUAUGAUGGCGAGUUCUGGGCCGAGUCUCGCAUGUCCAAAGAGUGGAGAUUCCCCAAGUUCCCUAGGCACCCACUCCUAGGACGUCAACAGUUGGAGAGCACCAGCCUUGAGCCCAGCUGGAGGAACGUCAUUAACAUUGAAGAUGCUCCUUGGCUUCGAGACCACCAGGUUCAAGGCGCCAUUGUUUUCCCUGCCGCAGGCUACUUUGCAAUGGCGGGUGAGGCAAUUCGACAGCUGAGCGGCAUCGAAGAUUCUUACAGCCUUUCACAUAUGGUGCUCAGCCAGGCGCUGAUGUUGCAGGAGGGUGUUGAUACUGAGAUCGUUACAAAUCUCCGCCCUCUUCGUCUGACCGACACUACAGACAGCCAAUGGUGGGAAUUUUCAAUUGCCUCCUACAAUGGUAACUCAUGGGUGAAGCACUGCGUCGGCCGAGUGUCUGCUGUUCCAUCUGCCGGGCCAAAGCAGGCUGAAGAAGUCAAGUCGCUUCCUCGGAAGUUGGAUACCUUCAAGAUCUUUAACACUCUGGCCAAAUCUGGAAUGCAAUACGGCCCAGCAUUCCAGCGUCUGGAGGAGAUCAGCGCAGAUCCUAUAGAGACUAGGGCUGUGAGCAGCCUUACUAAGGACCUGAAUGGAGAUGAGAAUAAGUACCACCUCCACCCGACAGUCAUCGAUGCUGCUCUUCAAAUGGGACUCGUCGCUGCUAGAUCUGGCAAGCUUGAUGCAAACAACUGCGCCGCAAUGCCUACGUUGAUCGAGGAGGUGACCAUCUUCCGUAGCAACCCAGAGGCAGGAAUGUUUGCAACAGCAUCAACACAUGUUCAGCCUGGCAGUGGUGAAAUCCGAGGCCGUUUCCAAGUCAUUGCAGAAGGCAAGGCAGUGAUGGACAUGCCCAAGGCAGCAUUCACACCUAUCGAACAGGGUGAUAAGGAUGUCGUACACAAGCUUCCCAUCACCGCGCGUCUAAGCUGGCAGCCUCACGUCGACUUUGUCGAUGUGGCUUCUCUCAUCGAACCCAAGGUAGAUGGCGCGAAGUGGGCGCCUUUGUUCCAAGAGCUGACUGAGCUCUGCUACGUCUUUUUCCAGAGAUGUAUCGACGAUGUCAAAGUAGUGGAGAACCCCACGAUCCAGCGGUUCGCAGCCUGGGUUCGCCGUCAAUAUCAAACCCUGGAUAAGAGCCACCCAGCACAAGCUCUCAGUAUGGAACAGAUUGUUGAAAGAGCCCAUGCUAUCGGAGAAAGCUUGGCUGGAUCGCCGCUUGCUCCCGCUGCUGACAGUGUCUUGGAAGUUGGUGGAAAUAUUGUCGAGUUGUUGACCGGUGAAAAGACUAUCUUCGAAGUCCUCGCACAUGACGAUCUGCUUAACAAGCUCUAUAACGCAGCCAACACUACUGACAAGUCGGCAUUCCUCAAGAGCUUGGCUCACGCAAGGCCCAGUCUUCGUAUCUUGGAACUUGGUGGUAGCACGGGAGAAUUGGCCUCAUCCAUCAUCAAAGAUCUGAGUCUUCCCAACGGCGGCUCCCUUUACUAUAGAUAUACCAUGACUGACCCUGUGUCGAGCACUCUCUCCGAACUCAAGAAGCAGUUCCAGAAUGUCGACAACAUGGACUUCCGCACCCUGGACAUCUCCAAGGACCCGGCUGAGCAGGGAUUCAAGGAAGACGACAAGUACGAUCUUAUUGUUGCGACAAACUGCGUCCACGCUACUCCAAGCUUGUCCGGUUCUCUGACCAAUAUCCGUAAGCUUUUGGCGCCCGGAGGUCGACUCCUCUUGCAAGAGCUCAACACACAGACGAAGUGGGCCAACUGCGUUCUUGGCUUCCUCGAUGAAUGGUGGAUUGGCGAAAACGAUGGGCGACCUGAUGAACCCUACGUUUCUCCAGAGCGCUGGGAGGCCGAGUUGAAGCGCGCUGGCUUCGCUGCUCCAGCCAUUGCGCUAGACUCGCCAGCUCCGUACCAGUCACACGCUGUCAUCAUCGCGAGACCGGAAGAAGACACCAAGCCAGCUGAGAAUAAGCAUGUAGCUGUGCUAGCGUACAAGCAGGACGGCAAAAACGUCGAUGCUGUCAGCCAGAAGCUCCAGAGCCGAGGCUACAAGGUCAGCAAGUGUAGUUUCGGAGAUGAGCUGCCGCAAAAGUCACAAUAUGUGAUCAGUCUUCUUGACGAGGAAAGUCCCUUCUUCGAGGACGUUGACCAGCACCGUUUCCAGACUCUGCAAAAGUUCAUUGCCAACAUUGGUGACCGCGGUUUCUUCUGGAUCACCCGCCCAUCUCAAGUGCAGUCUGCGGACCCACGAUAUGCGACUGUGAUUGGUGCCAUCCGCUCCAUUCGUCACGAAGACACCAUCGACUUUGCUACCUGCGAGGUUCAUGAUGUGAGCGCAUCACUAGAUCUGGUCGCCGAUGCUUUCACCCAUUUCCAGAACCAGAAGGAAGAUGACCUCUUCAGGCCCAACUACGAGUACGCGAUUGUCAACGACACUGUCAAUGUACCUCGCUUCUACCCCUUCACGUUUGGCGAUGAGCGCACCUCUAGUCGCGCCGCAAACGAGCGCGUAUCUCUGGUGGCUGAGAAGCCUGGCCGUCUAAACACUCUAGGUUGGGUGUCGCGUCGACCUGAGCCCCUGGUUGGAGACCAGGUCGACGUCGAGGUCUUCUACUCUGAACUCACGAACAAGGAUGUUGCCGAAGUCACGGGCAACAGCCCUUAUCCUGCCGGAGGUCUCGGUAGAAGCGCCGCUGGCAGAAUCUCUGCCGUCGGACCAGACGUCAAGGGUUUCGCUGUUGGCGAUCGUGUAAUUGGUCUUGGCUCCGGAAGCUUCUCCUCACACCUGCGUGUGUCAGAGAAGUUGGUUGAGAAGAUCCCUGAUAGCAUCUCAUUCGAAGAAGCAGCAACUCUUCCUGCUGCGUUCGGAAUGGCGCUUGCGGCUCUGCACACUACCGGAAACCUACAAAUUGGACAGUCUGUUCUCAUCCAUAACUCCACUGGCAAUGUUGGCCUUGCUGCAUUGCAACUCGCAAGGGCAUCGAAGGCAGAUAUUUAUGCCACUGUCAAGACCGAGGAGGAAGCAAAAUACCUCAUUGACAACUUUGGGAUUCCCAGGAGUCACAUCUUCUUCUCCACAGAUGACAGAUUCUUGCAGGGUGUUCUGGAAGCAACGGGUGGGGAGGGUGUUGACAUUGCUCUGAACUCGCUAUCUGGCGACCUCUUGCACGCUACCUGGAAGGCAGUCGCUGAGUUCGGAAAGUUGAUUGAGAUUGGUACUGCGGAUUUGGUUGGUGCGGGUAAGCUGGAGCUGAACGCCUUCUUGGGAGGUAGAAGCUACACUGGUGUCAACUUAGAGGCUCUGGUAACCAAGAAGCCUGCUGUUGUCAAGGGACUACUCCAGUCGACCAUUAAGUAUUUGAAAGAGGGCAGCAUUACUCCACUCAGCUCUCGGGUGGUGUACGAGGCUGCGGGCGUCGACGAUGCCAUCAAGCAUGUGCAAGAGGAAAAAGAACUGAGCCAGGUCGUUCUCCAGCUCAGGGAUGCAAAUGGCGAGCUCAAGGUUAACGCCAACACUAUCAACGUCGCUGAUGACUUGUUCAAGGUUGAUAAGACAGCCUCAUACCUGCUUGCAGGAGGUUUGGGUGGUAUUGGCACCGUCAUUGCCAGGCACUUGGUUGAGAACGGAGCCCGCCGCAUUGUCUGCUUCUCACGAAACCCUGGAUCACGCCCUGAAGACAUCAACACCAUCCGGGAGCUUGAGAGCAUGGGCUGCGAAAUUGUUCUUGUCAAGGGCGACAUCAGCAACAAGGAAGACGUCUUCCGCGCCGUCAAUCAAUCGCCCAACCUCAAGGGUAUUCUCCACUCGCCCAUGUUCCUUCAGGAUGAAGCAUUCCGCAACAUGACGGUGGAGCAGUGGAUCAAAGCCACCGGUCCCAAGGUCAAGGGUGCUUGGUACCUCCACGAGGCUACGGUCGAUGCCGGUAUCGAACUCGACUUCUUCGUGUUCUUGUCAUCCAUGUCUGGUGCCAUCGGCCAGCCUGGUCAAGCCAACUAUGCAGGUGCCAACACCUUCCUGGACGCCUUUGCACUAUGGCGCAACAGCAACGGGCUUCCAGCAUCUUCUAUCGACAUUGGUGCCGUCGCCGACAUGGGCUACGCCGCCCGCGAUCAGCAGCUGCUACAGAGGCUCAUCAAGAACGGCUACUCUGGCGUCACAGAAUCCGAGAUGAUCGAGGCGUUCCGCGCAGCAGCGUCAUACCCCGUGCCCUCGCUCAACGUCGACACAAAGAAGAGCCCCUUUGCCCACAAGAACACAUUCGCUACGGGAUUCGGUUCCGACAAAUCGCUCAGCCACCCCGAGAACCGUACCUUCUGGAAGAAAGACCUCCGCACGGGCGUGUGGUACAACAUCAACGACGGCGACGAGGGCAAUAGCGGCGGUGACAACGAUGCAUUCAAGACAUUCCUCUCCGCUGCCAGGAAUGAUACCGAGACGCUGGCCAAGCCUGAGACGGCCGCCUACUUUGGCGCUGAGGUCGGAAAGCAACUCAUGCGCUUGCUGCUCCGACCCGAUGACGAAGAGCUCGACAUCACGAUGCCUGUGCAGCAACUUGGUCUCGACUCGCUUGUCGGCAUCGAGCUGCGCAACUGGUGGAGGCAGACGUUUGGCUUUGAUAUUAGUGUGCUGCAACUUUUGGGCUUUGGUACGUUGGAGGAACUGGGUAAGCAGGCUGCGGGUGGAUUGGCUAAGGCUCUUGGUGGUAAAUGA